Molecule: messenger RNA, 19806 nt
Organism: Ictalurus punctatus (channel catfish)
Lineage: Eukaryota; Metazoa; Chordata; Actinopteri; Siluriformes; Ictaluridae
Gene: zfhx3b
Product: zinc finger homeobox 3b
Exons: 10
Coding region: 2880-14453 (3857 amino acids)
Biological process (GO): regulation of transcription by RNA polymerase II; regulation of neuron differentiation; brain development
Cellular component (GO): nucleus
Molecular function (GO): zinc ion binding; RNA polymerase II cis-regulatory region sequence-specific DNA binding; DNA-binding transcription factor activity, RNA polymerase II-specific
Source: RefSeq, a predicted model, not a curated record
AUUAGGGAUUAGGUUCAGGGGUUAAGUUUAGGGCUUGGGGUUAAGUUUAGGGGUUAGGGUAGGGUAGGCGCUAACCUGUGUGUACAGGCCAUCAAUGUCGCUCACUCAAUUUGGGUUCACUAGGGUUAUGGUUAGAUUUAGGGUUGGGGAUUAGGGUUGGGGUUAGGUAACCCUCAGCAAGAAUGGCUGAAUUUGACUAUUAUCCAUCACUUCCUUGUUUUAUCUCUCAUCAGUAACAAGCGGCAGUGCUGGUUCUGGUGUUGGAAUAACUCGCACUGUGAAGGCGAAGGUGUUCAGUGACACGGCUCUGUCAGUAACGCAUGCACACGGAUGUAAAUUUAAAUUGCAUUUAUUAGGUAAAUAUAAUGAGGAUAACAGCAGUGGUGAGAGAUUUAAUGGCUCCAGGGCUUGUGUCUCUCCUGCCUCGGCGUAGGUGGCAUUGUUCUUAAUUGUAACGAUGAUUGUUUAGCACACGCUGCUCUCUUCCUCCCAGACAUUAUAAUUAAAAAGGGAGAAAAAUAUAUAUCUUGUCUCUCCCUGUCGCCUUCCUGUCACAGAAAGCGUUUAAUGAGGCGCGAGAGGGACAGAGCCGAUUGGUCUGCGGACGCCGCAGGUCCUAGGAGAGUACGGCUGAUUGGCCGAGGUGUUUAAUUGACACUGUUGGACACCUCUCCCGCCCUCCCCCACCCCCUUCUCAAGGGUGUAUCCUGUUUUUACCAGGUGCAGUACACUUGGCACUAAGUGUUAUACAGGACCACAAUUAAAUCACUCGUACCUCCAUCUAGUUAUUACACCUUCUUAGUGUGUGGCUGUUUUGUCUGCACACACGCACACACACACACACAUACGCACAACCUGACACACCCACACACACCUAUAUCACUCAUAAAUGAUCAUUUAUUUAUUUAUUUAUUUAUUUAUUUCACAACGCCUGCAUUCAUUCAUAUGGAAAACAUCAUGGGUCUUUUUUUUUUUUUUUUCUUUUCUUUUUCUUUUUUUUUAAACAAAUAUUAAUUUAUCAUCAGGAUUAUCCUCUUUAUUUAUUCGUAAGUUGUUCAGUUUGUUUGUAAACGGCAUGUUCCGUUCCUGAGUUUGUGUAAAUUUGCUCAUAAGCAGCCUCGUUAGCCAACCUUCCCGUCGUAUCAUCGUCGUCGACUAGCUGAAAUGUUUAUACACGCCGUCAGGUUUAUUUACUUCCGGUUUAUCUAUUACGAAUUCGACGCGCGUCCCGUGCCGUCUCGUACGUAUCAACGACUUGAAAGAAAGGAACUGAAGACAAAACAACUGUACUAUUAGGACAAAAGUAAUGGCGCCCUUUGUUUCGUACAUGCCCUUUCACCGUUUCGUCAUCCUUGUCUCGUUUUGAGCUCUCGGCGAGCUUUACCUUUUGUUUAGUACCUUUUGUGGGCGGGGCUAAAUGUAUAUCAGCUGUGCCGCGAGCAUGCUUGGUUAUGUAGUGGCUGAUUGGCGUUUUUUAUCAGAAUGUGAGUGGAAAGAAAAUCACCCGAGACCUAUCGAUAUGAUAACAAGACCAUCGAUUUGCUGUAUUAUAGAGAGGUGUAUACAGUACAGACGCAUGUCUUGCUGUUGCUUAAGUGUCUGGACUUCAAGUUCGGGGCAUGUGACCAGUGAAUCAGACCAGCGGGUGAUGGGCUCGUGCCUCUGGGGAUCGAUCGAAGCCAGACAACACAUCAGCGUCCCCCAAACUCGCAGUCGUGGAUGCCGUUACAGACGGAACGACGUUUAUGUUGUAGUUAUGAAUGACUGUUUACGCUUACAAACACGCACGCAAUUACAGCUCGAGGGUUUGGAUCUGAAGCAUUCCACGCGUGUGACGGACGCGAAGGAAUACAUCCAGGUAGUCGUGCCGCAAAAACCAGAAGCCGUCAGAACACAAAGCGAUUUGCGAACUCAGAGGUGUUGACUGCUUUUUUUUUUUUUUUCUUGCUUUGAACAGGAAAUGUUACAUCAUCAGCGUGUUUCCAUCAGAAUGUCAACCCAUGCUAAAAGUAGAAGCCAUGCGACACUGACCCCAGGUCAACCGUAGCAGGACAAGGGGGUGUGGUCUUUUUGUUUUGACAAGUUCUCACCUUGAUGUUUUUUUUUUGGAGGGAGGGGCUCUGUUCUAAACUUAGUGCGUUGUGAUGUUGAAAAAAAUACACGCUAGUUUAAAAACAACGUAGGAGAUGUAUGAGUUUGUCUGAAGCAGGAUUGUGUGUGUGUGUGUGUGUGUGUGUGUGUGUGUGUGUGUGUGUGUAGGGGGGGGUGUAAAGGGGUCACGGAAAGGUGAAAGGCUGAGCCCUCACAUGCAACAUUCAUGGAUUGGUUACUUUGUCAGGUGCCAGUCUUUUGUUUCUCUGCUUUCUUCUCCUUUUUCUUUCUAACCUUUUGUUGCAAGUGUGGAACAAGCAAGAUAAUAUUCUCGUGCGCUCUCUCUCUCUCUCUCUCUGUCUCUCUCUCUCUCUCUCUCUCUGUCUCUCUCUCUCUCUCUGUGCGUCUGCAGUCUAACCUAAGGCCUGUAAUGUGCCAGACUUGUCGAACUGUAGCUCUUAACUGCCUGCGGUUGCUGGAAGUCACCACGGAUCUAAAGCUAAUUUGUACAAUGCUGCAUCUGAGUCAUUAAGUUGGCACGGGCAUCUGAAGUCUUAAAAGCUUGCAUGACAAGGUGUCAGAAUUUUUAAAAAAUCUAUUUAUUUAUUUAUUUUUCUGUGAACUUGGAGAAGUUGAAGCACGUCUCGGUUUUGCGACGUGGAGCACUGCGAAGAAGAAGAAGAAGAAGAAGCUCGGGGUCCAUUCAGAGUUUAGUCGUUGGCAGGACUGGAAUUUGGCCAGCUGUUAGUAGGGCCUGGAUGCGAUGAACGCCUCAUGUAGGCAUCAGCAUGGAAAGCUGUGAGUCUCCCGUGGUUUCUGGGACAGACGAUGGGCUCAGCUCUUCUACCACCUCCCAGCAGCCUCAGCAGCAGCCUCCUCAACCCUGGAACGAUCGCCCUAGUGCACAGGUCACUUCCAGUAACCACCCCCCUUCCUUGGAUCCCCUGUCUCUCUCAGCUCAGCUUCAGAGCCCCAGCACGCCUCGUGAGGUUGUGAGAGAACAGAAGCAACAGCAGCAGCAAACACGGACCCUGUCCCAAGCUACCAGUGACAGCUCCACCGGCAGCCAACUGCACCCCAGACGAGAGGGGUUGGAAGAGGAGCAGGAGGCAGGGAGCUGUGGAGAGGACGAGGAAGACUUGGAGGACUUGGACGAUAUGGAGAUUGACAACUGUUUUCCGAGUUUGCAGCCCUUCCCCGGCAUACCAAUAGCUCCAGUAGGAGGGGGCAUGCCCACUCUGAUGCGGCAGCAGCCCAUCCAGCGGAGGGAUGCUAUGGAAAGUGGGAGUGAAGAAGGAGAGGAAGAAGAGGAAGAAGAGAGCAGCGAUGUGGAAAACCUAGCUGGGGAAAUUGUCUACCAGCCUGAUGGCUCAGCUUACAUUGUGGAAAGCCUAAGCCAGCUGAUCCAAAGUGAUGGGGGCAUGACAUCUAGUUUGCUUCCCUCAAAUUUUCUCUCUGGUGGUGGUAAACCAGGGGAACCUGCCGGAACCUCCUCAUCAGUUUACCCUCAGAUCAUCAACACAUUCCACAUAGCCUCAUCUUUUGGAAAGUGGUUUGGCUCCUCAGACCAAGGUUUCCCCAAUACCUCAACCCCAGCAGGCCACAGUCCUCUACUGCACAGUUUCCGCGUUUUUGAUGUGCGGCACAAAAGCAACAAGGAUUAUCUAAACAGCGACGGGUCUGCCAAGAAAUCUUGUGUAUCCAAAGAUGUUCCCAACAAUGUGGAUUUCUCUAAAUUUGAUGGGCUAGCCCUUUACGGUAAAGGCAAGCCCAUUCUCAUGUGUUUUCUCUGCAAACUGUCCUUUGGUUAUGCUCGCUCCUUUGCCACUCAUGCUGUCCAUGAUCAUCGCAUGACCUUGUGUGAGGAUGAGCGUAGGCUUUUGGGCCACAAGCACGCAUCUGCCAUUAUACAGGGCAUCGGGAAAGACAAAGAGCCCCUAAUUAGCUUCCUGGAACCAAAAAACAAGAGCUGUCCUUCGCCACCCAACCUAGUACCCAUGAACUCAGGCCAGAGCUUCUUUGGCACAUUCAGUGGAGUCCAUUUAGAGGCAGGGAGCAAUAGUGGAGGAGGCGAAGGCCUUCUCAACAAAGACUCUGAUUCUGGUCUCCAGCAACAAGCCCUACUCACCCUGGGAGGCCUUGGAAGUCCCAAGCGACCAUCUCUUACCUCAACCCCAGGUCCUGCCAAAGACUCCAUUACCCUGCCCAAGGCUCAGGGAGGGAGAAUAGAGGGACCUGUGGGAAAAGAGGGAACACAGAGAGGGGAGGAUGGGGACAUGGAGCCUUGUGAAAGCAAAACUCUAAUUCAUGGUGAGGAGGUGGCCUCUGAGGAUGAGGAUGAACUUCUCUUAGAAGAAGAUGAGGAUGAAGUGGAGGAUGAUGGCACUGCGGUGGCCUGUGGUGGCAGUAGCAGUAGUGGUGGUGGUGGUGGACAUGUCGGGGAACCAGCUGUCUCAAACCAAAGUAUUUCCAAAUCUCCUUUAUUAAUGCCUAGUAGCGCUCUUCAGCCUUCUGCAUGUCCCUCUGCAGCCAGCCCCACACUCAACAGCAAAGUCCCAACUUCCAUGUGCUCUUCUUCUGUCAGGGGAUCAGAAGAGGGAAUGGCUGCAGAUGGUGGAGGGAGGUCUUCGGAGCUCCCACUGAGCUUUAACUGCCAGGGGCAAACUGUCCCCAUGGCAAUGGCGGUAGCCACCAGAAGAGGAGGUGAGGAGGAUGGAGCUGCAUGCUCCUCAGCGGGGACUUCCUCCCCUCUUGCCUCCAACACCACCGCUGAUGAAAGUGCCAAUCAAGAUAGUGCCACAGCUCCUGAACCAAAUGAAUGCCUGGCAGAGGGAGAUGAUGACAGUGGUGCCCACCUGCACCACCUCCACCAUCAUCACCACCAUCCACAUCCUUCACCACACUCCCACCCCAAUUCCCAGCAUGCAGGAACCUGCGACAUUACUGGGGUGGGUGAGUGCACCCAGAACCAUGGGGCUGGGGCCAGUGGAGGAAAUGGGGUUGAGUGCCCUAAAUGUGACACUGUUCUGGGCUCAUCGCGCUCCUUGGGUGGCCAUAUGACGAUGAUGCAUUCACGCAACUCUUGCAAGACUCUGAAAUGUCCCAAGUGCAACUGGCAUUACAAGUACCAGCAGACCCUGGAGGCCCACAUGAAGGAGAAACACCCAGACUCUGGGAACUCCUGUGUGUACUGCAGCAGUGGACAGAGCCAUCCACGCCUGGCUCGGGGUGAGAGCUACACCUGUGGCUACAAGCCUUUCCGUUGUGAGGUCUGCAAUUACUCCACCACCACAAAGGGCAAUCUGAGCAUCCACAUGCAGUCGGAUAAGCAUCUCAACAACAUGCAGACCCUGCAGAAUGGAGGUUCCAUCCCCACGGCCAGUGAGCAGGUGUUCGGGCAUACACCUGGCGGUGUGGUGUCCGUUCCAUCAGCCACCCAGGCCAGCAGUCACCACCCAAGCCACCACCACCAUCCGGCACAGUCGUCCACUCACAUAGCUGGGCCCUGUGGAGCUCCUUCACCCACCAAGCCCAAAAGCAAACCCACUUGGCGCUGUGAGGUAUGUGACUAUGAGACCAAUGUGGCUCGCAACCUACGCAUCCACAUGACUAGUGAAAAGCACAUGCACAACAUGAUGCUGCUUCAGCAGAAUGUCACACAGAUGCAACAUGGCCGUCUGGGCCUGGGGGCCAUGCACUCGCCCUCUGAGGCAGAGCUUUACCAGUACUACCUAACCCAAAACAUGAGCCUGCCUCCAGGCCUGAAGAUGGAUCCUACAGGAGCUGAAGCCCAAUUCUUGCUAGGAGGAUUCCAUCUGGACCCUAAUAUGGCUUCCUUGGCCCCGGCACUAGUAGGAGGGGACAUUCCCAUGGAUGUACGUCUGGGCGGAGGGCAGCUGGUAUCCGAGGAGCUGAUGACCCUGGGUGAGAGCCUGUCGCAGACCACUGACCCAUCGCUGAAGCUCUUCCAGUGCGCCGUGUGCAACCGGUUCACCACCGACAACCUUGACAUGCUGGGCUUGCACAUGGGCGCCGAGCGCACGCUGCCCGAGGACGAGUGGAAAGCCGUGGUGGGCGACUCGCACCAGUGCAAGCUGUGCCGUUACACUACACAGCUGAAGGCCAACUUCCAGCUGCACUGCAAGACUGACAAGCAUGUGCAGAAGUACCAGCUGGUGGCCCACAUUAAGGAGGGCGGUAAGGGUAACGAGUGGCGCCUAAAAUGCGUGGCCAUCGGGAACCCAGUUCACCUCAAGUGCAACGCCUGCGACUACUACACCAACAGCCUGGAGAAGCUGCGCAUGCACACUGUAAAUUCGCGCCAUGAGGCCAGCCUCAAGCUCUACAAGCACCUGCAGCAGCAUGAGAGCGCGGUGGAGGGCGAGGCCUGCUACUACCACUGCGUCUUGUGUAACUACUCCACCAAGGCCAAGCUGAACCUCAUCCAGCACGUCCGCUCCAUGAAGCACCAGCGCAGCGAAAGCCUGCGUAAACUGCAGCGCCUGCAGAAAGGACUGCCGGAGGAGGAAGAGGACCUGAGCGCCAUCUUCACCAUCCGCAAGUGUCCGUCCGCCGAUAUCGGCGAGCUGAGUGAGGAUGUGGAGGCUGCCAGCGAGACCACCACAGACCAGGAGGACCAAACCAAAGACAGAGAGUGUGGGGGGGAGAAGGAGCUCACCAAAGGGACAGCUGCAGGAUCCAGCCUGUCAGAGAGGGAUCAGACCGAGUCACCGGUUCCCUCCAAACGGCCUCCGUCAAGAUCCGGGGCUUCAGAGAGCUCCCUCUCUUCCAAGCGUCCUCGGACGUCUGAGAAGAGCACCGAAGAGCAGAUGUACCAGUGCCCCUACUGUAAGUUCACCAACACAGAUCUGAACCGGCUGAGGAUGCACGUGAUGACCCAGCACUCGGUGCAGCCCAUGCUGCGAUGCCCGCUAUGCCAGGACACGCUUAACAACAAGGUCCACCUGCAGUUCCACCUCACGCACCUCCACAGCGUGGCACCGGACUGCGUCGACAAGCUCAUAGCCACCGUGGCAACAUCAGAGGUACUGCCAGCAAGCAUGUUCAUACCAGUCCCCGGACCGGAGAAAGAUUCUCAAAACACGCCCCAAUCCUUGUCUAACUCGACCUCUGAACACACAAAGAAACAAACAGAUGCUACAGAUGUUGAAGUUGAUAAAGGAAUUACUCUGGUCUCAGAGAUAAUCGAAUCUCGCAAAUCACCUCUUGAAGAUCAACAUCCUGCAAGAGACGACACUACCGGUUUCCUCUGCUGGAAAAAGGGCUGUAAUCAAGUAUUCAAAUCAUCCAACGCUCUCCAGUUGCACUUCAACGAGGUCCAUAACAAAAGGCCGCAACUCCCCGUCUCUGAUCGCCAUGUUUACAAGUACCGUUGCAACCAGUGCAGCUUGGCAUUCAAGACAAUUGAGAAAUUGCAGUUGCAUUCCCAAUACCAUGUCAUCAGAGCAGCCACCAUGUGUUGUCUCUGUCAGCGGAGUUUCAGGACGCUACAGGCCUUGAAAAAACAUUUGGAGUCCAGUCACCUUGAACUGAGUGAAGCUGAUAUUCAGCAGCUCUAUGGAGGCUUACUAAUGAAUGGAGACCUUAUGGUUAUUGGUGACCCUUCACUUGGAGAGGACCAGGGAGGUCUCAUGGAAGACGAGAAAGAAGGAGAAGACAGUGAUCCUGAGGAGAAACAGAGUCCAACUGGCAGUGAUUCUGGAUCAUUACAAGAGGAUUCUGGAUCUGAGCCCAAGCGAGCAUUGCCAUUUAGGAAAGGUCCCAAUUUCACCAUGGAGAAAUUCUUAGACCCUUCUCGUCCUUUUAAGUGUACGGUCUGCAAAGAGUCUUUUACCCAGAAGAAUAUUCUUCUGGUACAUUAUAACUCUGUUUCACACUUGCAUAAGGUCAAACGGGCUCUGCAGGAAUCCACUACAGGCCAACCAGAACCAACCAGCAGUCCUGAUAAUAAGCCCUUCAAAUGCAGCACUUGCAAUGUCGCAUACAGUCAGAGCUCUACACUGGAGAUUCAUAUGCGCUCUGUCCUGCACCAGACCAAAGCCAGGGCAGCCAAACUUGAAGCAGCAGGUGGAGGUUCCAGUUCUGUCAGCAGUGGCGGUUUAAGUGGAGGCACUUCAAAUAGCACUUCUACUCCCAGCCCUAUCCCAUCAACUAACUCAACAAGCAGCUCGAGCAACAACAGCUGCUCUCCAGCAGGGGUUCAGACAGCACAGAGCAUCCUGGGUGGAAACCAACUGAGUCAGUCUCAGAACCUUGAGACCAUGUCUAACUCAACUUCUCAUCCUCCUCCUUCUGAGAACCAUGAGGUGAAAAAAAAGAAAUUUGCAGACAUGCUGUCCUCAAGAAGUCACCAGCAGCUCCAACAGCAACAGCAGCAGUUGGCACAGGCUCAAGCGCAAGCCCAGGCCCAACUUCAGCAAGAGCUCCAACAGCAAGCUGCCCUCAUUCAGUCCCAGCUGUUCAACCCACUACUCCAGCACUUCCCGAUGACAGCAGAUGCUCUUUUGCCCCUUCAGCAGCAACAGCUUCUGUUUCCUUUCUAUAUUCCUGGGGCAGAAUUCCAGCUGAAUCCAGAAAUGAACUUGAACAGUUCUUCACUGAACCUAAGUGGCUCUGCUGCCUCGCUGUUGGAGGAGCAAAAGAACCAGGCCCAGCAGGCCCAACAGAGCUGCCUACAACAGCAACUAAUGCACCAUCACCUUCAGCAACAGCACCAAGCCCAUUCCCACUCCCAGGCAUCAAGUCAAAUGGCUUUACUUCAGCAGAGUGCAUCUCUCUCACACCCUGUAGAAAAAAAACCAAAGUCACUUGUUCCUCAUAGUGAGAAGGACAGAGAUCUGCCAAAGGAUAAAGAAAUGAAUGAUAAAACAGAGGAUCAUGCUCCAAAGGAUAUCCUAGACAAUUUAAAGUCCAAAGAAAAGAAAGACAUACCACAGCCUAUAGCAAAUUUGAAUCAGGACAAUGGAUUCCUUCCACCGAGGAUUGCAUCAGAUGCUCGUGGUAAUGCCACCAAAGUGCUACUGGAGAAUUUUGGAUUUGAAUUGGUGAUUCAAUACAAUGAGAACAAACAGAAAGCUCAGAGAAAGCCCACGGGAUCUGUGUCUGGAUCAACUGCACCAGGUGGUAUCACUAGAGUUGUGGACCCUGUUGAGGGACUGGAGAAAUUGGAAUGUGAGGCCUGCGGAAAGCUCUUUUCCAACAUAUUAAUACUAAAAAGUCACCAGGAGCAUAUCCAUCAGGCGUUCUUCCCAUUUAGAUCACUAGAAAGGUUUGCUAAGGAGUACAGAGAACAAUAUGACAAGCUAUACCCACUAAGACCACAAACACCUGAGGCAGCUCCUCCCCCACCACCACCACCUCCUCCCCCGCCACCACCACCUCCUCCUCAGAGGGUACCAACACCAAAUAUUCCUGUCUCUGCCCCUGCACUCACGCCACCAACUGCUUCAACCCCACAGCCCCCGGGUCCACUACCUCAGAUUCAGAUGCCAAUGGAUCUUCCUUUAUUCUCUCCGCUCAUGAUGCAGCCAAUGUCCCUCCAGUCAUUACCCUCUCAAAUUCCUGCGCAGUUACAAGCUGUUGAGCCUGGUCUAGCCACUGAUCUUGCACAACUGUACCAGCAGCAGCUCACACCUGCUAUGCUGCAGCAGCAGCAGAACAAGAGGCCCCGUACCCGUAUAACGGAUGACCAGCUAAGGGUUCUAAGGCAGUACUUUGACAUAAACAAUUCACCAAAUGAAGAACAAAUAAAAGAAAUGGCAGACAAGUCAGGACUUCCACAGAAAGUCAUUAAGCACUGGUUUCGGAAUACUCUCUUCAAAGAGCGACAGCGCAACAAAGACUCACCCUACAAUUUCAACAAUCCCCCUAUAACUACUUUGGAGGAGGUCAAAAUUGACUCUAAACCACCUUCACCUGAACCCCAAAAACCAGAGUCCUAUGGCAGUAAGAGGUCCUCAAGGACACGGUUCACAGACUACCAGCUUCGAGUACUGCAGGAUUUCUUUGAUGCUAAUGCAUACCCUAAAGAUGAUGAAUUUGAACAGCUGUCCAAUCUUUUGAGCCUACCAACUAGAGUCAUUGUUGUUUGGUUCCAGAAUGCCAGGCAAAAAGCACGUAAAAAUUAUGAGAACCAGGGAGAUGGAGCAAAAGAGGGUGAGCGGCGUGAGCUGUCCAAUGACCGAUACAUUCGCACUACUAACUUGAACUAUCAGUGCAAGAAGUGCAGUCUGGUCUUCCAGCGGAUAUUUGAUCUCAUUAAACAUCAGAAGAAGCUUUGCUACAAAGAUGAGGAUGAGGAAGGGCAAUAUGACAGUCAAAAUGAAGACUCUGUUGAUCUCUCACAUGAAUACUUUUUAUCUUCUGGCUCAUCAGUUCACACGCCAAUGUCAUCAUCCUCAAGCCUCUGCCCUCUUCCAACUUCAUCCACAUCAUUCUCUCAUAUAACGUCAUCCGAGAAGGUGGAAUCUACAUCCACAAAUACAUCAAACACUUUUGAUGACAAAUCCAAAAACUCUGCAGAACCAUCUCUGGGUCUAAGAGAGCAGUCAUCUUUGAAACAGGAAAGCAGUCAACCUGCUGAGAUUCCGCAACAAAAACCGCCACGAGAGGAAAAGGUUCAAGUCACCCCAAAGAACACAAAACUUUCAUCACCUUCCCUCUCUCAACAGCAACAACAUAGUGCUGCUUCAGCCUCUGCCUCCCAUACCAGCCAAACACCCUCCCAAAGUUCUCUCAUGGCUCUCAAUACCCAUUUAGCCUCACAGCAGCAGCUGGCCCAGCAAAUGAUUCCCUACCAGUGUGAGCAGUGUAAACUUGCUUUCCCCUCAUUUGAGCACUGGCAAGAACACCAGCAGCUUCACUUCUUGAGCGUUCAGAACCAAUUUAUUCAUCCCCAGUUCUUGGACCGUCCAAUGGACAUGCCUUUUAUGUUAUUUGACCCCAGCAAUCCUUUGCUGGCUAGCCAGCUCCUUGCUGGAGCCUUGCCACAAAUACCAAGCAGCUCUGCCACCUCUCCAUCAACACCUACAUCCACCAUGAACUCCCUAAAGAGGAAGCUAGAGGAAAAAGCAGGCACUAGUCCAGGGGAAAAUGAUAGUACCAACAGUGGGGAAGAACCACAAAGAGACAAACGUCUCCGAACCACUAUUACACCAGAGCAGCUUGAGAUCCUGUACCAGAAAUAUUUAUUAGACUCUAACCCCACCCGAAAGAUGCUUGACCAUAUUGCUCAUGAGGUUGGGCUCAAGAAACGGGUGGUGCAAGUGUGGUUCCAAAACACUAGGGCAAGGGAAAGAAAAGGACAGUUCCGGGCUGUUGGGCCAGCUCAAGCCCAUCGCCGUUGCCCCUUUUGUCGCGCCCUUUUUAAAGCUAAAACUGCCCUAGAAGCCCACAUCCGUUCACGCCACUGGCAUGAGGCAAAGCGAGCUGGUUACAACAUAACACUUACUGGUUUGCUAUCUGAGCAAGAUGGCAUGCACUUGAAGAUGGAUCCUCAGGAUAUUGCUAACUUCUCUCAUAUUGGUUCUUCUAAUAAUGAUGGCCAUUGCUCAUCUCUGUCACCUGUGAGUAAAACCAUGGACUUGUCUCCCAGGGCACUUUUAAGUCCAACAUCGAUUAAGGUUGAGGGAAUGGAGGAGUUUGAAAGCCCAACCAUGUCAUCAGUAAAUAUUAGUUUUGAUCAGAACAAACUUGAUAAUGAUGAUUGUUCUUCUGUGAACACUGCAAUUACUGACACCACUACGGGUGACGAGGCGAAUGCAGACAAUGACAAUGCUGAUAUGAAGCACAGCCACAACAGUGGAGAUUUCUUGUCCAAGACUGGAGGAUCCGUCCCAUCGCUUGAGAAUGAUGACCAGAUGUCUUCAGGACUAGUGAGUCCUGCAACAAGUUAUUAUGCAAAAGACUUUGAAAAUGAAAACAUGGUGGAUUACAGUGAAACAUCUAGUCUGGCUGACCCCUGUUCACCAAGCCCUGGGGCAUCUGGAAGUAGGAGUAUUGACAGUGGAGAUAGACCAGGCCAAAAGCGCUUCCGAACUCAGAUGACUAACCUCCAGCUGAAAGUCCUUAAGUCCUGCUUCAGUGAUUAUAGGACUCCUACAAUGUUGGAGUGUGAGGUACUCGGCAAUGAUAUUGGACUGCCGAAAAGAGUCGUACAGGUCUGGUUCCAGAAUGCUCGUGCUAAAGAAAAGAAAGCUAAACUCAGUAUGGCUAAGCACUUUGGAAUCAACCAGACGUCUUAUGAGGGACCUAAGACAGAGUGCACCUUGUGUGGUGUAAAAUACAGUGCACGUCUCUCAGUGCGGGACCACAUCUUCUCCCAGCAACACAUCUCCAAGGUGAAGGAGACUAUUGGAAGCCAGCUUGACAAAGAGAAAGAGUACUUUGACCCAGCCACUGUUCGUCAGCUAAUGGCCCAGCAAGAGAUGGACCGCAUCAAGAAAGCCAAUGAGGUUCUUGGUCUGGCACAACAACAAGCCAUGCAGCAACAGGGGAUGUUUGACAGUCCAGCCUUGCAAGCCCUAAACCUGCAGUCAGCCUAUUCAAAUCUGCAAGGAAUACCCCCGGUUCUCCUGCCAGGGGUUGGAAGCCCUUCCCUUCCAGGUUUUAACUCAACCAACUCAGCUUUAACCCCUCCAAAACCUCCAAACAUACUAAACAUGUCCGGUGCCAGUGUACCUUCACCCAGUCUCCCCACAUCUGGUUUACCCAACAAGAUCCCUUCUUCUUCCUCCUUGGCCUCACCCAGCCCAGCUCAGGCCAGCACUUCUGUUGCCCACUCAACUACUACUACUACACCCACAUCAAACUCCCUGACCACCCAACUAGGCCACCGGGCUGAUCCUCUCAAAGAGCGUGAAACUGAGAAAGCCAGGGAGAAAGAAAAGCCCAAAGAGAAAGUCGAGAAGCCCUCCACACCAUCCUCAACUGCGGGUACUCCUGCUCCCUCCACUUCUGCUGCCAGUGCCAAGAAAGAAAAACCAGAAACAGCUGUUCCAGCCACUUCAAUGCCAACUCCUGGCAUGGAAUACGUGGUUGAUCCAGCUCAGCUUCAAGCUCUGCAGGCUGCUUUAGCAUCAGACCCAACAGCACUGCUUACCAGCCAGUUCCUGCCCUAUUUUAUGCCAGGUUUCUCUCCAUAUUAUGCCCCUCAGAUUCCAGGAGCUCUUCAAGGUGGAUACCUUCAGCCUAUGUAUGGUAUGGAAAGUCUUUUCCCCUACAACCCAGCUUUAUCACAAGCCCUGAUGGGGUUAUCACCAGGAUCACUGCUCCAGCAUUACCAGCAAUAUCAACAGAGCCUGCAGGAAGCACUUCAGCAGCAGCAGCGACAGCUUCAGCAAAUCCAGCAACCGAAAGCAAGCCAAACCCAAGCUUCUUCUCAGCCUUCGGUGGACCGCAAAGAUUCUGCCAAAGAUCCAGUAAAAACAGAGGAGAAGAAAGGCACUCUCGCAGUUGAUACCUCUUCACAUAAUAACUUACCCCCUGAGCAGCAUGAAGUGGAUGGUAAAGGUGCAGACCCGCUUCUUGACCAAUACAUUGUCCCCAAAGUUCAGUAUAGGCUGGCGUGCCGCAAGUGUCAAACUGUUUUCAGCAAGGAGGAAGCAGCUAUCAGCCACCUGAAGUCGAUCUGCUUUUUUGGUCAGUCUGUGGCAAACCUGCAAGAGAUGUUGCUUCGAGUCCCCAGUAGUGGCAGUACAGCUGAGUGUAGCCUCUAUGACUGCCUGGCUUGUAAUGUCACUCUGGAUGGGGACAAAGCACUCAGUCAACACCUGGAUUCAUCCUUGCACAAACACAGAACAAUCACGCGAUCAGCCAGAAAUGCCAAAGAGCACGCUACUAGUUUAUUACCUCACUCUUCAGCCUGCUUCCCCAAUCCUAACACCGCAUCUACCUCGCAGUCUGUCACCCACCCAAACAACACCGCAACAUCUCCCCCGCCAACGACGUCAAACACCACGCCAUCCUCGUCUGUGUCUGCAUCCUCAUGCUCCUCUGCCACAGCUGCCACACUUAACACCACAUCUGCCAGCAAACCCUGGCCCCAGGCCCCUUUCUCUAAAGCUUUAGCUGGAAAGUCCAAUGCCACUCCUUCGACAUCUUCCUCUUUUCCUCCAGUAUCCUCACCUUCAACGGUUACCUCAAGUUCAUUGAGCACCUCAGGGGUUCAGACCUCGAUACCAACAGACGUCUUUACCGACGAAUCUGACUCUGACAGCAGUCAGAAAUCAGCAGACAGGCUGGGCAGGUUGGCAGAGGAGCCACAGCAGCCCAGCUGUCUCAAAGACAGUGAUAGUUGUAGUAGUAAUAUGGCUAGUGUAGGAACAGACUCCAUCAGACUGUAAAAGAGCUUUCAACGAUGGACAAUAUUUUAAAAAACAAAAAACAAAAAAACAAAUAAAACACAAAAGCUAAAAAAAGCAGCAAUGUUUAAAAUAUGUUUAAAAGUAUACGAACCAAUUUCAGAAGAAGAAAAAAAAAGAUGUGUAAAGACUAACUGCAAUUCCAAAGCUUGUAACCAAAAAUUUAAAUGUUAGUGGAUUGUUUUCCCAUAUGAACAUGCUGGUUUUAAUUUGUUUCAACUUAAGUAUAUAGCUAUAUGUACACACACAUAUACAUGAAAUUAAUAAAGAGGAACACUGCAGUUAACGUGGAUAAUGCUAAGGGAAUGCUGCAUUGCAAAGGACUGCCUCAAAACCACACAAAUCAGAUGGGCCCCAGAUUCUGUCGAUACAAAGAACGAGAUAACGAUGCACACCUUGUUUGCAUAGGUACGUCCACCUAAUAGCACAGUCACACAAAGCCAGUAUGUACUGUAUGGGAGAAUAGUCUUACCGUUUUCUUGCUAUCUAAGCAUUCAAAUACCAAUGGCUUGCUAAUGAAAAAAGAAUGAUGUAAUGUCUAUUUUAUUCUCAGGUCAACAGCUCACAACCUUUUUUAUGUUACAUUAUUUUAUUCAUUUCGUUCCUGACAAAUGAGAAAACAUUUCUGUUUUUUGUAUUGCUUUUAAUAGAAAUUCUUUCGGAGGUGAUACGAACUAAGACAGAGCUUUCUGGGAAUCCAAAUGGGUAGCAUAAACUGCUCAAAAUUCUGUUAAAAGGGUUAUAAAACUCUCCCACCGUACCCAAACAAGAAACGCAGUGAGGGAUUGUUUUUUUUGUUUUGUUUUGUUUUUUUAAUUUUUUUUUUUUAAGAAAAAGAAAAAAACCUGUAUUUAUGAUUGAUAUAAACAUUUUUCGUGUUAAGUAGAUUGUUGCAUUGGAAAUAAAUUUAAACAGUAUGGUAGAUUGAAUAAUCUUUGUGUACAUUUAGCUUUUGUAUUGUCCAACCUUAAAGCGCUUCAUUUGAUGUUGUCUUGGUCAUUCCAAUAGACUAGAUUAAGGAGCAGGAACUGAUCUGUACUUUAUUUCAGUAUAGUCAAAUCCGCAUCUUGGAUUUUGUUCACCCAAACUGCCACCAACAGACUCGGCAGAAUCCCUUUGUUUUCAUGAAGGGUUUCUUUCCUUUGACGGUUGGUGUAGCACCUGACCAAAAAAAGGAAAAGAGAUCUGUUUGAAAAUUAUUAUUCACUUAUUUUUGUGUUACCUAUUGUGCACUUACAAACGUCUCGACUUACUUUAUCUCUAUCUUUUUUUGUGUGUGUGUAUGUGUGUAUGUGAGUGAGUGUGUGUGUGUGUGUGUGUGUUACUCUCUCCUUCCUUUUUUUUUUGUUCCACUGCAUUUUGUAGGUUCGGAGAUCUUUCUCCUUCGGCACUACAAAGCAGACGUGUAUUUUAUGCAGUGUGGCUGCAGUCUGUUACAGGCUUCAAUUCUUUUUUUUUAUUAUUAUUUCUUCUUUUCCUUUUUUUUUUUUUUUUUUUGGGGUUGUUGUUGUCGUCAUACAAGAAAAAGAAUAAUAAUAAUUCUCACGCUUUAAAACGAAAAGAAAAUCCAAAGACUAAACACUUUCACCAUUGGUGCAUAAAGAUGAGAAAAGAGGCUUCUUUAUACUUGAGAAUUUGUUGCAGUUUUUAAGAAAAGAAAACAAAGUUUUAAAAUAAAAGGCGUACGCAUCAGAGUCGCCGUGUCGGCUUGUCUGCAAGCAGACAGGUGGCUUUUUUACGUAGAAAAAUACCAAGAAUACCAAAAACCAAAAAAGGACAUUCGUCCUUGCGUUGUGGAGUAGCACCAUUACAGAGCCAUUGCAGUUUGUAAGAUAGAAGUGGAGAAUCUCUUUGUUUAACUCUUCUUGUCAAACGAGAUCCUUUUUGUUUUUGUGUUUUGUUUGUUUGGGUUUUUUUUUUUUUUUUUUUUAAGAAAAUGUAUAAGGUCUGGUCUCUGAGGACAUACGUUUGCUGCUAAUGUAGAUUUUGAAAAAGAAGAAUACCUAGAUGCAUGCUCAUUUUACUUCUUGGCUAAGCUUUAAAAAAAAAAAAAAGGAAAAAAAAAAAAACAAAGAAAAACAAAAACAACCAAGAAAACCAUUUCCCUGCCUCUGCGACAUUUUUUCUUCUUGUUGCAAAAACGGAACUUUGAAGACUGUGAAUAUAUGUUCCAAAGGACAUUUUGGCUUUAUUGUUUUCUUUCCUUCCUUCUUUCUUUCGUUCUUUCUUUCUUUCUUUCUUUCUUUCUUUCUUUUUUUUUUUAACAGACCAAUGUCAAAAAGCCAAUGAUCUGUUAUGUUUGUAAAGAACAGUGCAUUCCAAAUAGAGCAUUUGAUUUCUGAAGAAAUGACAGCAUCUUUAUAUUGAAUUUGAGUACAAGUCUAUUUUCUCCCACGUUAAAAAUAAAUGACUGUAAUUCCGCCAUCAUGGGUUAACGAGCAUCGCCGUUUUCGGAGUCGUGUAAGGGAGUUUACGUCGUCCCCGCAGCCAGUUACGGCUGUUUGCGCGGUUGAAAUAGAUCAUCGUGUAACAGUGGCUAACCAAAAAUGUACAUAUUGUAAUGCAUCUGGUCCUGACAUGUCUCACUGGUCUAGUGUCAUCAUGCCUCUCUGUCUUUAAAGAGUCUGAGAAAGAAAUAUAGUGAGGAAUGGUGGCCUCCCCUCGUGGAAAAUCAAGUAGGGACCUGCCCCAGGUUUCUGCAGGGUGUAAAGCCAAUUUUUUUUUUUUUUUUGGUGUGUAUUGUUACAGCUUUUUCCAAGGGACAUCUUCAUUCCAAAGCAUUACAAGGUGGGGGUGGGGGGCAGCAGUGUUUUUAUUUAUUAAUAUUUCUGGAUGGUGAUUCGUAUCUUUUUGUCCAAAGAGGUCAAUGGAAAUGGUUCUGUUUAAUCCAAAUUUCCCCCCCUUUUUCUUUUUUUUUUUUUUUUUUUUUUCUCCUCACCAAAAAGGAUUUAAUUUGAACUGGCCACAACUGUACAGCAAGUGUAUUUGGCCUACAUGGUACAUUGCUGCAAUCUAGGAAGUGUGUUAAAGAGUGUUAGUGGGGUUUGGUGUUUUAAAAAAAAAAAAAAAAAAAAAAAAAAUCUGCAUGCUAUUGAAAUUUGGUCGAUUAUUUUAUUUAAUUUUUUGUUUGUUUUUUUUGGUAUGCGAAGCUUGCGACUUCUGUUCAAUCCUGUUACCUUAAAUAUAUUUUUUUUUCUCCCCCUAUAAUUAUUUGUAAGAUUUCUGAUGUAUAGUUUAUUUUUUAAUGCUUUUUUGCUUCGACUUUCAUUUCAAAUCAUGUCAGACAUUUUUUUUUUUCCAUAUAACUAUUUGUAUUUUAUUUCCUGUAUAUUAAUUUGUGUUGUUGAUGGGUUUUGUUUUUUUUUUGUUGUUGUUGUCGUCGUUGUUGUUGUUGUUGUAUGCAUAAAUUAACGUUUUUAACACCAGCUUUAAAUUUCAAUCACUUAUUAUUAUUUUUUUUCUUAUUCUAAGACCUGGCCACUUUAAUGGUGUACCAAUGUUCCUCUAUUUGUCUUUUUUCGACAAUGUUUGAUCUCUUGCUUCCAAAGUGUUCUCUUUAUUUAAUGGGCUCUUUAUUUUGUGAGGGAUGAAGUUCAGAUCCUCACAAUCAACUCUGCCAGCAUGGACUGUAUGUGUGCGUGUGUGUGUGUGUGUGUGUGUGUGUGUGUGUGUGUGUGUUUGUUUGUUUGUUUUGUUGUUGUUGUUGUUGUUUUCUUUUCUUUCUUUCUUCUUUUAGGAGCCAACAUCAGUUCAUUUCAUUUUGUAUUUGAUAUUUUCUCUCCACUUUCAUUUCACACCAAAACAUACAAAACUGCAAAGCAGUUUCUUCAGUACUUUUUUUUUUUCUUUUUUUUUUUCUUCCAGAAAGUCCUAAUAAUUCGGUAAUGAGAAAUUGAUACUGAAGCACUGAGCAGUUGUGGUUUUUUUUUUUUUUUGUAUUCACUUCAUUAAAUAUAUGUAUGUGGCCAAAGCAUAAUGCAGAUGAAAAGUUGGUGCCCCUGAUGAGUGUAUAUUUAUUGUGGCACAAAUCGACACAUGACUGAGAUACAUCAACUCUCAUUGGGAUACUUGAUUUUAAUUUUUAAUUUUUAAUUUUUUUUUUUUUUUGUGGACAUUUUGCAAAGAGAGACAGAAGGCAGGUUUUUGCUGUAGACGUCAUCCUUUUUGCCCACUGUGAAGAAACAUGUAUACAGAUAUAGAUAUAUUUAAAGAAGACAUCAGCUUUUUUUAAAUGACAAAGAAGGAAAACAAAGAGAACCGAACUCUGGGAAGCUUUGGAAAAUGUCGUUAAAAUGUCUAGGAAGGCUGUCGAAACUGGGGAUGGGAGCCAAAGGCAGGAAACAAAAAAAAAAAUAAUCAGAGGCACCUCUUGAUAUCAAGUCAUUAUUUAAUUACUGACAAUAUGCCUACGGAAACAGACUCGGCGACCAGUGGACGUACAGUAUGUGGAAACAGAGAGGAAUAAACCUGGCGACUUCUGGGAGCGGCUGGAUCAGUCGCUUCUUCGGAAUCAUGGAUAAAAUCCACAGGACGGACAGUGCCACGCGUCUCUAUUUUCACCCAGUCCAUGGUGUUGCUACCUGUUUCGUUUCUUCGUCUCGCCGAUGGACAGCACUGACCUGGAGUCAGCCGGGAGGGGGGGGAAAUCUCAUCAAACCAUUGAAAAGUAAAGGACUCGUUGUUCGAGGAGUGUGAGGGGUUUUCUUGGCUGUCAUUCCUGAGGAAGCAGUUAAACACGAAAAAGCAAAUGAAACCAAAAUUAACAAGCAACCAAACAAAAAACCAUGAGCUCCAAUUUCAAAGACAAACUGCUACACGGAGCUCUCUGUUCCUUUCGUGACUCCUGGUGCCACAGUUUUUAUUUUUGAUUUGAUUUGAAUUUUUUUUUUUUUUAAUGCUUAAACUUUUUGUUUUUUCGUUUUGAUUUUGUUUUGUUUUCUUGAAUUAUUCCUCCUUUGAGCCUCACAAGAACGGCUCAGUGGCUCCAGGUAGCCCACCCGAGGGUAGAAAAAACAGCCUUGCAAUGUACAAAAAAAAGAGCAAGUUAAACCAAAAAUGUUGUUCUUGAUGUCUUUUCUAUACUGUAGUCUUGUUAGCUUUUUUGUUACUGUAAUUAUAUGAUGAAGAUUUCCAAACUGUACCAAAUUACAUGGAGACUAACAUACAUAAACCACAUGGAACUUCAGACUUUUAAAGAAAAACUUUUGUCACAAAAAACCUUGUUGUCCUAGUUAAGUUGAUUGUAGAUGGUAAUUGAAUAUACUCCUUUGAAAAUAUUUCAUCAAGUAUGUUUCUUGCUCAUUGUGAUACAUUAAAAAGUAUGAGCAUAAAUGCA